Messenger RNA from Phyllostomus hastatus (greater spear-nosed bat), 1635 nucleotides. Its product is annotated as DDB1- and CUL4-associated factor 12-like protein 2. Gene Ontology annotation, cellular component: Cul4-RING E3 ubiquitin ligase complex. The transcript has 2 exons. The record is from RefSeq and is a predicted model, not a curated record. The coding region runs from base 1 to 1635 and encodes 544 amino acids. Lineage: Eukaryota; Metazoa; Chordata; Mammalia; Chiroptera; Phyllostomidae. Gene Ontology annotation, molecular function: protein binding.
AUGAGCAGACUAAAUAUCAAUCACCAGCUUCACGAGGCCUUUUCACUGUGUAACUCAGAAUGCCUAGCGCCCGCAGUUCUCGCCUCUUUCGCCGCAGCCUCCGCUCUCUCGAUCGCCCCCUACUCUUGGCCGUUGAGAGCCCUCGCUCCCGGCUGGCUAAGGGGAACCACCAUCCCCGCCGCCGCCGCCACAGCCAACACCGGUGCCACACACAGCUGCAGCCACCGCCGCCGAGCCGUCAUCGCCGGCACUCGCCCGCCACCCACCGUGGCCAUGCCGCUAACAGGUAGCAGGAAGCGGAAAGCGCCCGCCAUCGAGGGGGCCGACGCGAGCUCAUUGUCCGAGGGUCCGCUACAGCCUAAGAGGCAGAAGCGGCUGGUGACCCGGCGCUCGCUGGUAUACUACCUGAAGGGCCGCGAGUGGGGCGCGCAGAGCCGCGAGGGGCUCCAGGGCUUCGAGGGGGAGCUGUGCGGCUACGCGGUGCAGAGGCUGCCGGAGCUGCUUCAAGAGCGCGAGCUGGCCCUGGGCACCCUCAACAAAGUGUUCGCGUCGCAAUGGCUGAACGCCAGGCAUGUGGUGUGCGGCACCAAGUGCAACACGCUCUUCGUGGUGGACGUGCUGUCGGGCCAGAUCACGCGCAUCCCGCUCAUGCGGGACCGGGUACCCGAGUUGGCCCGGGCCCAGCCGAGCUGCGGCAUCCACGCCAUCGAGCUGAAUCCCUCCAAGACGUUGCUGGCCACCGGGGGCGAGAACCCCAACAGCCUGGCUGUCUACCAGCUGCCCACCCUGGACCCCGUGUGCCUGGGCGACCGCAACGGCCACAGAGACUGGAUCUUCGCCAUCGCCUGGAUGAGUGACACAGUGGCUGUGAGUGGGUCCCGCGACGGCACGUUGGCUCUGUGGAGAAUGGAUCCCGACAUGUUCAAGGGCAGCAUCGCUUGGCACAAUGAUGCGGGGCUCCCGGUGUACGCCCACAUCAGUCCGGUGCACGUGGAUACUCUGCCCAGGUCCAGCACCAACAGCAGUAACAUAAAGGUACGAGCCCUGGCCUUCAGUGGCAAGAACCAGGAGCUGGGAGCAGUGUCCCUGGAUGGCUACUUUCACCUGUGGAAAGCCCAGAGCACCCUGUCCAGGCUGCUGUCUAUUAGGCUGCCCUACUGCAGAGAGAAUGUGUGCCUGACCUACUGUGACGAGUUGUCCCUGUACGCAGCGGGCUCCCAGUCCCAUGUCUCUUUCCUGGAUCUGCGCCACGGUCAACAGAACAUUCGGCCACUGUGCUCCCGAGAGGGCGGCACUGGUGUGCGCUCACUGAGCUUCUAUCAGCACAUCAUCACAGUGGGUACUGGCCAAGGCUCUCUGCUCUUCUAUGACAUCCGCGCUCAGAAGUUCCUGGAGGAGAGGGCCUCUGCAGGCCAGGAUUCCUUCCUGGAACCCACAGGGAGGAAGCUCAAGCUCACCUGUGGCAGAGGCUGGCUGAACCACGACGACCUGUGGGUGAACCACUUCGGUGGCGUGGAUGAGUUCCCCAACGCAGUCUACACCCACUGCUACAACUGGCCGGAGAUGAAGCUAUUUGUGGCUGGGGGGCCUCUCCCUUCAGGCCUCCACGGGAACUAUGCAGGCCUCUGGAGCUAA